Molecule: messenger RNA, 651 nt
Organism: Fraxinus pennsylvanica
Lineage: Eukaryota; Viridiplantae; Streptophyta; Magnoliopsida; Lamiales; Oleaceae
Source: the annotation of a GenBank genome assembly
AUGGCCUUGAGGAGAAUGCGAAGAACUUUUGGAUUGCCAAAAUUGAGUUUCUCAUUAACUUUGUUUUCAGGUCCCUUCACGCAGCGGGUUUUGCUAACUUUGGAGGAAAAGAAACUCCCAUAUGACCUGAAGCUCGUUGAUUUUGCUAACAAACCGGAAUGGUUCUUAAAACUAAGUCCAGAAGGUAAAGUUCCUCUGCUAAAGCUUGAUGAGAAGUGGAUUCCAGAUUCAGAUGUUAUCACACAGGCACUGGAAGAGAAGUUCCCUGAACCCCCAUUGGCAACACCCCCUGAGAAGGCUUCAGUUGGCUCAAAGAUUUUCUCCACAUUUAUUGGUUUUCUGAAGAGCAAAGACCCCAGCGAUGGAACAGAGCAGGCCUUGCUUGAUGAGCUGACAGCUUUCAAUGAUUAUCUUAAAGAAAAUGGUCCGUUCAUCAACGGGGACAAGGUAUCUGCUGCUGACUUUUCGCUUGGGCCGAAGCUAUACCAUUUAGAGAUUGCUUUGGGGCACUAUAAGAAGUGGUCAAUCCCGGAUUCACUUCCCCAUCUAAAGACAUAUAUGAAGACUAUAUUUUCAAUGGAUUCCUUCAUCAAAACACGGGCUCAAACAGAGGAUGUAAUUGAGGGUUGGAGACCAAAAGUCAUGGGUUGA